UUCGAUCCAAACAAGGAAAUAAAACGACAAAUUCAUCAACAAAAACGACUUAUCAAUAACCAAAAGCAAAGUACAUCAUGCUCUAUUCUAAUUUUUAACUUUAAACUUUCUUCAUCUUCUUAUUCUUUCUUCUUCUCACAUUCAAAUAAAAAUCCCGCUACCCUUUUCUUUAUCAUACUCAAAUUCAAAUCUUUUGAUUCUUCCAUUGCUUUUUAUCAUUGGAGAUCUCUAGAGUUUCAUAAUCAGAAAAGAAAAAAGAAAAAGAGCACAAUUGAUCAGUUUCUUUCUUCCUUUCUUUUCUCUACAAAAUUAUUAUAAACAUGAAGCUCUUCACAUCAUCAUCAUCAUCAUCAUCCUCAUCACCUUCGUCUUCAUCAACUUUUAGUUUCGACCCAACAUUUUGCAGCUCGAAAACUAUAGCUGCAGGGUGUUUCACAGCCAUUUUUCAUAGGAUUAGAGAGUUUCAUUCAAAGUUCACAAGUGAAAAAGUUCAAAAGUUCAAAACUAACACUGCAAUUAAUAGUACUAUAACUUCUUCUUCGUUGUAUUCGUCUUCGUCUGGUAUAGUUGCGAGGUUAAUGGGUUUGGAUUCAAUGGCAGAGAAUAAGAUAGAGAUAUGUUCUGAAUCAACACAAAGUUCAAAAGUUCACUAUGUGUCACAAGGUUUUCAAUUGCUUGAGAAUGAGAACUUUUUGGUGUUUAGCUUUGAAAGUGGAGGUGAGAGUAGAAAAUUCAAGUCCAAAGGGAGAAAAAGAGAAAAAGGUUGUGUUGAUUUGAAGAAGAGAAGAGAAGAGAGAGAUGAGGUGAAGAAAAACAAGAGAGAAAUGGUGAAUGGUGGUGAGUUUCAGUUUGAGAACAGUUUGUUUAAGGAAGUUGGUAAUGGUGAGAAAGUGAAGAAGAGAAAGAAAGGAAAAACAUGUUUUGUAGAAAAUAAGGUUGAAAAUGAAAUUGGUUCAGAAGAUUCUAGUCCUGUUUCUGUCUUUGAUUUUGAACGGGAUGUUUCUGGAACAGAGGAAGAUCUUUGUGAUGUUGCUAUGAGUUGGAGAAGAAAAUUAUCACCGGUGCUUGAAAAUGACAAGCUCUAUAUUCAACAUUCUGAUAGUAACUUGAUGAAUGAAGAGAUGGAAGUUGAGGAAAUUGAGAACAACGUGCAUGAAGAAUCAAAGAAAAAAGAGAGACAAAACAAUGAGUGUGUAGAUAUUUGGAGUAAAAUUUGCAGACUAGUUGAAGAUGAAUUGGUUGGCUCAAAUUUGCAGGAAAGAAAGAGGAGACAAAGUGAGUUUGAAAGUUUAAGUGCUGAUUUAGAGUCUGAGAUUUUAGAUGAUUUGCUAGAUGAGCUUAUAAAUCAAUUUGAUACUUCUUUGUAAUUUUCUAACUGAUGCGCGCAAGUGCAGAUUCUAAUCCUUUAAGACAGAGAGAAUACUAGAAUGAUCUGCAAAAUUAGAUUCUCUAAUUAAGUCGAAAAAGAUCUUUUAAGAUUAACUUUAGAAUAUGUAAACCAAGUAAAUUAAUGAAGAGUAAAUAUUUUAA
This is a messenger RNA of Lathyrus oleraceus (garden pea), 1530 nucleotides long. RefSeq lists its product as uncharacterized. The transcript is spliced from 2 exons. Lineage: Eukaryota; Viridiplantae; Streptophyta; Magnoliopsida; Fabales; Fabaceae. The coding region runs from base 321 to 1367 and encodes 348 amino acids. The record is from RefSeq and is a predicted model, not a curated record.